ACAAAGGGCACGAUGUGAAGUUAGACCACCAGCGCUGGCCGGCCUACACAGGAGAAACAAGCAGUCACUAAAGAGCAGGAGGAGCGCAUAUUUCCACAAACAAUAAAUCACUCCUGAAGAAGAAAAACCUUUAUCUUAUCUCUCUAUUUAGCUAUCAUGAACAUUUAUCAUUUCACGACUUGGUUAAAGAUAACUGUGUCUUGAAAGCACAAUAGAAUAAGUAAAAAAAAAAAAGAAAAGCUUUUUUAUAAAUAGUUAUCUAAUAAUAACACAUUUUUACCAGAAAAAUCCAACCCAUCGACUUUUUGUUUGCAACUACAUCACUGGAUAUUAUGUAUCAGCCCUUUGUCUUUUAUUGAAUAACUUGGACUUGUGACCUUUUUAAGGCCAUUGGUAUGAAUAUAUGGAAAAUAUUUGUCUUUGAGUAAUUCGUUCCAUUAAGAUGGUCACAGAUUUGUGUCUGGGAGGCUUUUUUGAAUCACUGUCGUUUUCUGGUGGGUGCACAGUGUCUGCUACUUAGAGAGGGAGUGGGAGUGGGUGCACUCCUCUGUCAUGAGGUUAACAUGUGGUUCAAUCAACAAAGUGAUGAAGUCCUCUUUGGAUGCAGAAGUAAACGGGUGGCUGACUCAUUUCACCAGCAGCAAUAGUCUGACAGUGACAAAGCAGUCCAGGAGAAAUUCCCCCGAUGACACAGGAUAUAGUUUAACUGUCACCAGUUAUAUACUAUUUCUCAUUUUGUUGGUCAGCGGUGAUGGAUGAAAAGAGGCAUAAAUGCAAAACGAUUUUGUGGUGGAGUAUUGUGAAAGUGAAAUAGUUGUGGUUAGUGAUGCGAUGACUCACAGGGAACACGUUGGCUAUGAUGUGUUUUGCUCUUCUUACUGGAAAAAAGAUGUCGACUUUUGCUUAUUGACUCUGGAAGCAAGGGAUUUUAUACACAGCUGAACAUGCCAAACUGAGUGUAUACAGGCAAUAACAGAUGAAUGUGUGAACAGGCCUGUGGUGCAUCCAUCCAAAGUGACUCCCUGACAGUUAUAUAGAGUCUGACUGCCCACUCUGCCACCCACAAUGAUUUGCAUCCUGCUUUUCUGUCAGAAUGACUGGAUCUCAGUCCUGCUGCUCUCGCCUCAAUAUGGUCAGAGGUGUGGCAAGUGUAGAGUUUACUCAUUUAUUUAUUUUGUGGGACUGUGUUAUUGGGAUUUCCUUGUUGGGGCUGACUUGCUGAUUCAAAGAUCUUUUUCCUUGGCAACUUCCUGAUUCCACUGUGACUCAAAUUACAUGUUGGCAGCAAUACAAACAAACACGUUAUGGGUCUGCAACAUUCAAAAUGCAUGCUUUGCUGUCACAUCUCGGCUGUUCUUGUGCCAGUGCCUCAGCUAGUUGUUUUGAAAGAGAAGCAUGCAAUCUGGAUCAAACAAGAACUGGGUGAUUGUGAACAUUAUUCUAAACAGAGGAGCCUUGCUUUGUUUUGGUAUGUCUCAUUUGGAGAUGAGAGAUGUCAUGUAAUAUAUGCUCUUUUUCUUGGAAGCAGAAUAUCAAUAUUUCUCCUAUUAUCCACAUAUUAUUGGUAUUAAAAGGGAGGACAGGCAGGUCCUUAUUUUUUUGCAUUCUUGUCAUUUCUUUGAAUCCCAGCGUCCCUAAUCUUUGCUCAGAUAUUCGGCGAGUUCUCCUCCCUUUCCGCGGAAAAGUUCCGGUGGUCAUGCCAACCAUUUCCAAGGUUCUCUGUACUUUUCCUUCCUCUCCGCGAAACAACGGGAUUUUCCAGGAAACGUCAGAUCGGGAGGGUGUGAUUCCCUGCCGCUGGUCGUCGCUUUUACCAGUAAACAGCAUGACUCACUGCUCAGCUAUGCUCUCCAUUUCCUUCACAUAAUAUCCCACCAAAUGUGCUGCGCUGGAGAAAGAGCAGAGUGCAGUGCGCCCCAUGCAGUCUGUAGAAAAACCUCUCCACCUCCCUGAGAAAAAUGCAAGAAAAGCAAGAGCUUUCACAGAGAAGCGUAUCUGGCUGUCAAGGGCAGCGACAAGUCUACCUUCUGCUUAACCUUUACCUAAAGUGAAACAAAUAGAAAAGAAAAACAGAGAGUCCAGACAAGCCAACUCUGCAUUUAUCACAAGAGCAUGAGCGCAUAAGUCUUUGAUAUGCUGUUUAUUUUAGGAGAAGGCUGGGCCCCUCAGUUACCUGCUGUAACUGGAGCAUUGCCUUGAACUUGACCAGAUGCCUGACAUUAAAAACAUAAAGAUGUGGCAUCAGUGAACAAAUGGUACAAAAGUUUUGUACAAAUGGCACAAAACUGACUUUGUCGACUUGUGCCAUGUAGAAUUCAGUCUUCUCUUGGUUCUGUGUUUUUCAAGACUUAUGAAAAAAUACCUUGAAAUGAUCAAAAAUAGCCCUGAAAGAGUCAGUUCAUCAAAGCAAUGUGUACACCCACUGUAGCAGGUUAACCAGAAAACAUUCUGCUUUCCACAAAUGGGACACCAGCUUAAUAACAACCAUGAAAUGUGUGUAAAGUGUUUGUAAUUGACAGUUAGUUAGUCACAGAGUUACUCUCAUUUCAUUCCUCGUGUUUCUUAUCUGCAUCUUUGUGACAGUUUAUUAGUCAAGCUUUGUUAUAAAUGAGUUAUUGCAUUGUUGCUGAGUAAGUAGUACAUGUUUGAGCAAUGAAACAUUAUCUGCUGUAUGAGAAUAGUAAUAAAGUAAAAUGAAAGAUUUUGUUGACAAUGUCUCUUACAAAGAAAAGUGUUUGGACUCCCGACUUCCACACGUGUGCACACAGGCUGUGUUUGAUUUGUUUGGGCAAGUGAAAGACGUGAGACACUUCUGAAUUCCAGACAUUUUGUGAAUUUUGUUGCCGCUGUUUUACAAGUGGGAUCAUAUGAACUCCACCCCCAUAGCUGAGUGCAUCGCAGGACAUAUUCAGACUGCAUGUUCCCUCUCCAGUGAAGAUUUGCAUGUGUGCAUGUGAGGGUUUGCACAUGUGUGUUCACUCAGGAAUGUGGUUUUGUUCUCUACCCGCCAUCUGUGGCUUUUCUUUGAGGUAUUUUCCCAGACUCCCUUACUUAGUGUUGUGAAAAACCUAAUAGGAGCUGGUUCUUAACUACACUGAGAGGCCAUAAUUUGUUGUGAAAUAUGCCUGUCACGUCUGUGUGGCAAAAUAACAAAGGGUGGAUUCGGCAUAAUGUAAUAAAAUUGCUGUUUUUCCUCUUAAGAAACUUGGGCAUCUUGAUUGGGAAAACCUUGUCCCUCUGCUGGUUGCAAAAACAUAAGCACAUGCCUAAAGAAUUUCAAGGAAACAAUCUGGACUCUUGGUUCAAGCUGGAGGCCUCUUGUAUAAAGAGAGGGAGGCCCCACACCACUUUUCCAUGAUCUUUGCAAGGAAUAUACCAAGGGACCCCCGCUGACGCAAUACCACUCAAAUUAGGCGUUUUAGGCCAACUUGCUGUCGAGGAAUGUUACAUAUUAGCUCUUCAUCUUUAUUUGAUGCCUCUGAAAUCACAGUUAUGCAAUUCUUUACUCCCCGUAUUGCAAAAUGAAUGAAGGACAUCAGAGACCGUAAACAGGAGUUUGUGUGGUACUGGGUUUAGCUGUUUGGUGUAUUUGUCGUCUGUUUCUUCAUUUUUUUUUUUUUUUUUUUUCCAAGUGAGGAUUCUUUGAGGUUCAUCUGUUUUUGACAAAAACACCAAAAUGCAUUCUGUAGACUGUGAUGUUGAAUUUAAUCCAUUAUAAGAACAAUGACCAUGUUUGGUUUCCAUUAAAGACAAAAGGGAGCACAAUUAUUUUCACUCAGCAUCAGCAAAUCAACAAUUGCCUGUAUUAGUAAUAUUUAUGCCCGUAGAAUGCGAAAAAAAGAUAAACAUCUCGAAAAGAACAACCACACCCAGAUUAUUUUCCUCUCUGAAAGCUGCAGCUAACAGAACUGCAAAGAAUAUUUGCCCUCUUACUGAGGUAUCACUUAUCGCAAGCUCACUUAAAUUGUUUAGUUGGCAGAAAUUUGUGUCAGCACUGUGGGCUAAAUAUAUCCACCAGAGUUAAAUAAGGGCAUAGAGCAGCUCAGGAAAGCCCAGUGUAAGAGGAUCCAACCAGCGAGACACAGCCCUAAAUCGAUAGAGUACAUUGUCUCAUAGCAAAAAUACACCAGUGACUAUAAAGGAAACUAUUUCUCUGUGACACUCUAUCUUCAGGAAUGUUCCACAUGCGUAUCUGCUGCCCUGUAAAGUUCAGCAUAACUGUAAAUGUUAUGCUGAUGUGAUGGUCUGUUUUAAUGUCUGUGAUUAGGAGGCAGAGUGGUGUGGACUGACUGAAAGAAAAAAAAAUCAUGAGACUGCAUGAAGGGGAAGCAACAGGAUAAAGAGGAAGAUCAUUACCAAAUUGAGGAAUUUUGUACAUGAGUUGCAUUUAAGUUACCGGCACAAGUUAGCUGGGGUAUGUGCCUCUUAUUUGUACUAUGUAUAGGCUCUGUUGCGGUUAUGAAUGAGCCUUGUUUACCCUUUUGGUGACCAUGUGACUCACACUCCCACGCCCAUUUGCAGGGCGUUUCCAUGGCAGCAGUCGAGCAUGGAACAGUGCACUAGUCAGCCUGGUCUGCAGGUCCUGAAAUGGAGCCUUGGGGGAUGUGUGCCUCUCACAGGAUCACAGCUCAGCGCUCUUCGCUUUUUUUGGCCAUGGCAGCAGUCUGGAAAGCAUGUGCUUCACUGUAAUGAGCGUAGGGAGGCUUUUUCUAAAAACUGCCCUGGCAAAAAUCGCCUAGGCAGAGAGCUCAAAUGCAAAGUUCUAAGAAGAGAGGGAGAGAGGUUGCCUGUUUCUAAUCUCGCCUGGUCUAGUGAACUACAUUGCCAGGGCCCUCCUCCUGUUCACGAGUAAACAUAUAGGUGCUCCCCAAUGCUGGUGUUUAAUGGGGUCAUGCUGCCCUCUGCUGGCAUCUGUGGCACUAACACAAAUAUUGACACAUGACGUCACUGUGGAAUGUUGUUGUGACGUCUGUACAGUGAAUUUAUAGGGGUGAGUGCCAAUAUAGAUGUCAUUUUAGCUCCCAUAGCACACCCAGUGCCUACACUACACAGUAAUAUGCAGAGGUGGAAGAGGUAUUCACAUCUGUUACUUAGGUAAAGGCAUCAAUACAAGAAUUUAAAAAUACUGCAUUUGUGUCUUCUGCGAGAUUCUGGCCGGUUGUCUGCAUGCAGGGAAUGACGACUAAUUUCAAGACGAGCAAAGCUUUAAAGGUCAAGAAGGAGGCGGGCGAGAAUGCCCCGGCGCUCAGCGAUGAUGAGCUGGUGGCAAUGUCUGUGCGGGAGCUCAACCAGCACCUGCGUGGGCUGACCAAGGAGGACGUCGUGCGGUUGAAGCAACGGCGACGGACCCUGAAAAACCGGGGCUACGCCGCCAGCUGCCGCAUCAAACGCGUCACCCAGAAGGAGGAGCUGGAGAGACAAAAGACAGAGCUGCAGCAGGAGGUGGACAAGCUGGCCCGCGAGAAUGCCAGCAUGAGGUUGGAAUUGGAUGCCCUCCGAGCCAAGUAUGAGGCCCUGCAGUGUUUUGCCCGGACUGUGACCCGCGGGCCCCUCUCGCCGGGAAAGGUGGCCACCACCAGCGUCAUCACCAUUGUCAAGUCCGCCAACCACAACAACUCCAGCCCAACCCCGUUUUCAGCUCCCUCCUAGUGUUGACAGGACUGGGCUCUCCUUCUCCUGCCUGGUCCUUCCCGGUUCUGACCCAGCCUGAACCCACUCAUCCUGUACUGAGAGGAAGCUCAGUAGUUAGACUGGGGGAUGGAAUGGGGUGGCAAGCUCUAUGUGAUGUUAUGCUGCAUUCACAACUCUGUCUCCCUCCUUCUGUCUCUAUCACACAAUCUACAUUGUCUGUGCACUGUGCAAACCUGGCUCCCCGACCCCCAGCACCGGCAGGGUAUUGGGCCUCUGUGACCUCCAUGACUGAUUAGCAGAGAUUUGCUUUUACUCCAGUGUGGAAAAAAGUAUUUGACAUGCCUCACUGUGGCAGCACUGGCCUGGGACAGCUCUUAUGCUUAACGCUAUUAAGCAUAAAACACGAGAGAUUUAAGUAGUACGUAUGUGACAGUAAAGCUAUCUGUAAAGCCGAUGCCAAAUCCCAUUUUCUUUCUGUAAAAGUACAUAUUUACAAGUGUCUCAAUGUAAAUUGAGCCUUUGAAACUGUUGCCUUAAAAGGAUCUAUGAGUGAUCCAUCAAAAUGAUUUUCUAAUCCUCAGAUGCGGUUUAACACAUUGAGGUGUUAUCUUUCCAGUUUUGAGGUCAGGUGGACACCUCUUCACAGCCACAGUCACCAGUGGUCCCUAACCAGAUGCCUUUAAGUGCCAGCCAAACACAACACCAGAUGUUUUCACUGAUAAGUUUCUUUUUUGGAAGGUCUGAACAGUAAAAAUCACCUGGUGUGGUGUUUGGUUGGAGUGAAAACCUGCAUACAUGUAGCUCUCUUUGGCCGUUUGUGAUGCAGUGUACUAUGCAGUUGAUAACUGACCCAUUUUUCGCUAAAAGGCUCCACUAGUGACAUGCUAUUGUUUAUAUUUCAGUCUUGGUUAUGGAAAGAUUUACUUGGUGUGUCAAAAUGUCAAAUAGAGUAUUUGCCAGUGAACAGCAGUCAGUACACUCAGUAAUGACUUCUAUACAUACAAUGAUUGUGGCCUAAUUUGGUAGUUUUGAAGUAACAUUUUCAAUUUGUGUUUGAAAACUUUAAAGCCUCCAUUAGACCUGAAGUCUUUGCUGGAAUAUAUUGACUCCCCUUCUAAAAUACUAUUAAGGAGGAUAGUUUGUGCCUUUUUCUCUUCUAUUGGCAACUGCACAAAUAUAAAUCUACCUAGUCUUUGUGUCAGGUGGAUCAGUUUUUUUUUAAAAAAAAGGCAUUUCCACGGCAUCUUAACGUUUUAUGUCAUGAUAGCUUAUCCAUUGAAAGCUUGACUUGUGUAAGUAUUUGGGCAGAAAAGCUGUUCAGUUUGUCAGGUGGUGCUGAAAAGCGUUUGUCUAAAAAAAACUUAUUUCAGUCCCUUUUUUGUAGUUAUCCAUGUUGUUGAUGACAUAGGAAGCAGUUGGGAAUAUGUUGCUAUCUUUGUAGUCCCUUUUGACUCAACAAAUUAUUCAAAUUUCUAUUUCAGAAAUUUCAAAAUACAAAACUAUACUUAGACUUGAAUUGGUACACUACAAUUUGAGCUCGGAAGGUUUUGAGCCAGAUUCGUUUGGCUUCAGUUGUAAUAUUGCCCAGUGUCUCUCAUUAUAUAGCACUUAUGGGGAAACUGUAAAUUUACAGUAUAAAAGAAAAAAGAUACAGUAAGAAUUCACAGGGCUAACAGAAGCUAUUGUUGCAUUUCUGAAGUUACUUGGGCUUAAUUGCACGAUGAUUGAGUGUGGUGUGACCACUUACUGCAAGGUCAAGCUUAAUGUAACUAAGUAUGGCACACUUUCUGAUAUGUAUACCGCAGCACUUAUUGGGUUAUGUUUUGCCUCUUUCUUUUAUAUAUGCCACUCUUUGGUAGGUAAUCCAUAUUGGAUAUAGUGAAAAUGAGAGAGGUCCUUACAAGUGAAAUGCAAUUCAGCUUACUUCCUGUAUAUUACAGACUCGGUUUUCACUUUUAUCAUGAGAGAAGAAAUGUUAAAGCUCCCACUGCCUCCUCCGUUGUCACUUUACAUUGAGAACUCCGUCCAAA
This is a messenger RNA of Thunnus maccoyii (southern bluefin tuna), 7661 nucleotides long. RefSeq names its product v-maf avian musculoaponeurotic fibrosarcoma oncogene homolog K (gene mafk). The coding region runs from base 5167 to 5649 and encodes 160 amino acids. The record is from RefSeq and is a predicted model, not a curated record. The transcript is spliced from 3 exons. Gene Ontology annotation, molecular function: RNA polymerase II cis-regulatory region sequence-specific DNA binding; DNA-binding transcription factor activity, RNA polymerase II-specific. Lineage: Eukaryota; Metazoa; Chordata; Actinopteri; Scombriformes; Scombridae. Gene Ontology annotation, biological process: regulation of transcription by RNA polymerase II. Gene Ontology annotation, cellular component: nucleus.